AUGGCUCCAGGGAACUGCACCACAGUGACUGGCUUCAUUUUCUGGGGAAUAACUGACAGUGCAAAGCUGCAAAACUUCCUCUUUGUGGUGUUCUUUGCCAUUCAUUUCUGUGCCCUGGUGGGGACUGUUGGGAUGAUCGUGCUGAUUAGGGUUGACUCCCAACUCCACAGCUCCAUGUACUUUGUCCUCAGCAACUUGUCAUUCUUAGAUGUUGUCUACUCCUCGGUGAUUGCCCCCAAGGCGAUGGUCAUUUCCCUAGCAAAGAGUAAAGACAUUUCGUUCCCUGGGUGUGUGGUUCAGUUUUUCCUCUUCUCCUUCUGUGCCAACAAUGAGCUUUGCCUCCUGGCUGUGAUGGCAUACGAUCGCUUCGUGGCCAUCUGCAACCCAUUGCUUUAUAAUGUCAUCAUGUCCAAGAGAGUCUGCUUCCAGCCAGUGGCUGGCUCUUACUGUGAAAUCUUCUGCUCUUACUUUCGCAUUGAUAAACUAGUGCAUUUCAUCUUUGCAGCCAUAGAACCAAUAGGGACCAUUUUCACCAUCCUCAUCUCCUACAUUUACAUCAUCUUUGCCAUCCUGAGGAUCCACUCCAUGACAGGAAGGCACAAAGCCUUCUCCACUUGCGCCUCCCACCUGACUGUCAUUUCCAUCUUAUAUGGGACCCUGAUCUUUACAUAUUUAUGA
Messenger RNA from Mauremys mutica (yellowpond turtle), 678 nucleotides. RefSeq names its product olfactory receptor 1009-like. Gene Ontology annotation, cellular component: membrane. Gene Ontology annotation, biological process: G protein-coupled receptor signaling pathway; sensory perception of smell. Gene Ontology annotation, molecular function: G protein-coupled receptor activity; odorant binding; olfactory receptor activity. The record is from RefSeq and is a predicted model, not a curated record. The transcript is spliced from 2 exons. NCBI's taxonomy places the organism in Eukaryota, Metazoa, Chordata, Testudines, Geoemydidae. The coding region runs from base 1 to 678 and encodes 225 amino acids.